AUGGCCUCGGAAGUGGUGUGCGGGCUCGUCUUCAGGCUGCUGCUCCCCAUCUGCCUGGCAGUAGCGUGUGCAUUCCGAUACAACGGGCUGUCCUUUGUCUACCUUAUCUACCUCUUGCUCAUUCCUUUGUUCUCAGAACCAACAAAAGUGACAAUGCAAGGACAUACGGGACGGUUACUGAAGUCUCUGUGCUUCACCAGCCUUUCCUUCCUGUUGCUGCACAUCAUUUUUCACAUCACAUUGGCCAGCCUUGAAGCUCAACACCGUAUUACACCUGGGUACAACUGCUCAACGUGGGAAAAGACAUUUCGCCAGAUCGGCUUUGAAAGUUUAAAGGGAGCUGAUGCUGGCAACGGGAUAAGAGUGUUUGUACCUGAUAUUGGGAUGUUCAUCGCUAGUCUGACCAUCUGGCUCGUUUGUAGAAACAUUGUCCAGAAGCCCACGACAGAAGCCGCUGCACAAUAUAACCUGGAGUUUGAAAAUGAAGAAUUGACUGGAGGACAAAAAAUAGACUCAGAAGAGGCACUGAUCUGUGAAGAGGAUUUAGAUGGAGGAGAUAGUGGGGAAGGCGAGUUGGAAGAGAGUACCAAAUUAAAAAUAUUCCGCAGGCUCGCCUCUGUAGCUUCCAAGCUUAAGGAGUUCAUUGGCAACAUGAUAACCACCGCCGGAAAAGUUGUUGUGACCAUUUUACUGGGUUCCUCAGGUAUGAUGUUGCCAUCUUUGACCUCCUCUGUGUAUUUCUUUGUGUUUUUGGGUCUGUGCACCUGGUGGUCUUGGUGCCGGACAUUUGACCCAUUGCUGUUCAGCUGUCUCUGUGUCCUGCUGGCUAUUUUCACUGCUGGACACUUGAUUGGACUUUAUUUAUACCAGUUCCAGUUCUUCCAAGAAGCAGUUCCACCCAAUGACUACUAUGCAAGGUUAUUUGGUAUUAAAUCAGUAAUUCAAACAGACUGCUCUAGUACUUGGAAGAUCAUAGUAAAUCCGGACCUGUCAUGGUAUCACCACGCCAACCCCAUCCUCUUGCUGGUGAUGUACUAUACUCUGGCCACUCUGAUUCGUAUCUGGCUACAAGAACCCCUUGUGCAGGAUGAGAGACCCAAGGAAGAGGACAGAGGCCUGGCUUGUAGCCCCAUGCAAAUCACAGCAGAGAGGAGGCGGAGCCUGUGGUACGCCACCCAUUACCCCACAGACGAGAAGAAGCUUUUACCCAUGACCCAGGAUGACUACAAACCCUCUGAUGGCCUGCUUGUGACUGUGAAUGGCACCCCCGUGGACUACCACACCAUCCACCCCAGCCUGCCCCUGGAGAACGGCCCUGGCAAGGCUGACCUGUACUCAACCCCGCAGUACCGGUGGGAGCCCUCCGAAGCAUCCGCAGCAAAGAAAGAGGACAGGGAGGAAGAGAAAGAAGAAUUUGAAGAAGAAAGAAGCCAUGAGGAAAAAAGAAGUAUCAAAGUUCACGCCAUGGUCUCCGUGUUCCAAUUCAUUAUGAAGCAAAGUUACAUCUGUGCUCUCAUUGCUAUGAUGGCCUGGAGCAUCACCUAUCAUAGCUGGUUGACAUUUGUGUUGUUGAUCUGGUCAUGCACCCUCUGGAUGAUUCGCAACAGAAGAAAAUAUGCCAUGAUCAGCUCUCCCUUCAUGGUGGUUUAUGGAAAUCUGUUGUUGAUAUUACAGUACAUAUGGAGUUUUGAGCUUCCUGAAAUUAAAAAGGUCCCAGGAUUUUUAGAAAAGAAAGAUCCAGGAGAACUUGCUUCAAAGAUUCUUUUCACUAUUACUUUUUGGCUACUUCUGAGGCAGCACCUCACAGAGCAAAAAGCUCUUCAAGAAAAGGAAGCCCUUUUAUCUGAAGUCAAAAUUGGAAGUCAGGAAAAUGAAGAAAAAGAUGAGGCACUUCAAGACAUCCAAGCAUUAGAGCCCAGAGUGAAGGAGGAAGAAGAAGAAGCCCAGGAUGAGCAGCAAGAGAGAAGGAUGGAGGAGGAGGAAGAAGAUGAUCAGGACAUCAUGAAAGUGCUGGGCAACUUGGUGGUGGCCAUGUUCAUCAAGUACUGGAUCUACGUCUGUGGGGGCAUGUUCUUCUUUGUCAGCUUCGAGGGUAAAAUUGUAAUGUAUAAAAUCAUCUACAUGGUGCUGUUCCUUUUCUGCGUGGCCUUGUAUCAGGUGCACUAUGAAUGGUGGAGGAGAAUUCUAAAAUAUUUUUGGAUGUCAGUGGUUAUUUACACUAUGCUGGUGCUCAUCUUUAUAUAUACAUAUCAGUUUGAAAACUUCCCUGGCCUGUGGCAAAAUAUGACCGGGCUGAAAAAGGAAAAGCUUGAGGAUCUUGGCUUAAAGCAGUUUACUGUGGCUGAACUGUUCACCCGCAUAUUCAUCCCAACCUCCUUCCUGCUGGUGUGCAUUUUACAUCUGCACUAUUUCCAUGACCGGUUCCUUGAACUCACAGACCUCAAUUCCAUUCCCAACAAAGAAGACAACACCGUCUACAGCCAUGCCAAAGUCAAUGGCCGCGUAUAUCUAAUAAUAAAUAGCAUCAAGAAAAAAUUACCAAUCCACCAAAAUGAGCUGGCCCACCCGGAAGGGAGCCUCCCAGACCUCACCAUGAUGAAUCUGUGUGCCAGCCUGGAGAAGCCAGAGAUGAGGAAGUUUUCUGAGCCUGGGGAGGAGAAGCCCGAAGGAUUUUCUGAAGAGGUGGAGAAGGACGAGCUUGGGAAAGAUAGCGAGGAGUCAGAGGAGGAUGGAGAGGAAGAGGAGGAGGAGGAGGAAACAUCAGAUUUAAGGAACAAAUGGCAUCUGGUGAUUGACCGUCUCACAGUGCUGUUCUUGAAGUUCCUGGAGUACUUUCACAAGCUGCAGGUGUUCGUGUGGUGGAUUUUGGAGUUGCACAUCAUCAAAAUUGUCUCAUCGUACAUUAUCUGGGUUUCUGUGAAAGAGGUAUCUCUGUUCAACUAUGUAUUUUUGAUUUCUUGGGCUUUCGCUCUGCCGUACGCAAAGCUACGUCGUCUGGCUUCAAGUGUCUGCACUGUUUGGACAUGCGUGAUCAUCGUCUGCAAGAUGUUGUACCAGCUCCAAACCAUUAAGCCUGAGAACUUUUCUGUUAACUGUUCCUUGCCAAAUGAAAAUCAAACAAACAUACCCCUGCAGGACCUGAACAAGUCUUUACUCUACAGUGCUCCUAUUGACCCAACAGAGUGGGUUGGCCUAAGGAAGUCUUCUCCUUUGCUCGUCUACCUGAGGAAUAAUCUCCUGAUGCUGGCUAUUCUGGCCUUUGAAGUCACAAUUUACCGCCAUCAAGAAUACUAUCGAGGUCGAAAUAACCUUACGGCCCCUGUAUCUAAAACUAUCUUUCAUGACAUUACAAGACUACAUCUAGAUGAUGGAAUUAUUAAUUGUGCCAAAUACUUCAUAAAUUACUUCUUCUAUAAAUUUGGUCUAGAGACCUGUUUCCUACUGUCAGUGAAUGUGAUCGGCCAGCGAAUGGAUUUCUAUGCCAUGAUUCAUGCCUGCUGGCUAAUCGGUGUUCUAUAUCGACGCAGAAGAAAAGCCAUUGCAGAGGUCUGGCCCAAGUACUGCUGCUUCCUGGCAUGCAUCAUCACUUUCCAGUAUUUCAUCUGUAUCGGCAUUCCCCCUGCUCCUUGUCGAGACUACCCGUGGAGAUUCAGGGGUGCCAGCUUCAACGACAACAUCAUAAAGUGGUUGUACUUCCCAGAUUUCAUUGUGCGGCCCAACCCCGUGUUUCUCGUCUAUGACUUCAUGCUGCUCCUGUGCGCCUCCCUACAACGGCAGAUUUUUGAGGAUGAGAACAAAGCUGCGGUGCGCAUAAUGGCAGGGGACAAUGUGGAGAUCUGCAUGAACCUGGACGCAGCCUCCUUCAGCCAACAUAACCCCGUACCAGACUUCAUUCACUGCAGAUCUUACUUAGACAUGUCCAAAGUGAUCAUCUUCAGCUACCUCUUCUGGUUUGUUCUUACCAUCAUCUUCAUUACUGGGACGACCAGGAUCAGCAUAUUUUGCAUGGGUUACUUGGUGGCCUGUUUCUAUUUCCUGCUCUUCGGGGGCGAUUUGCUGUUAAAACCCAUCAAGAGCAUCCUGCGCUACUGGGACUGGCUGAUUGCAUACAACGUGUUUGUGAUUACGAUGAAAAACAUCCUGUCAAUAGGAGCAUGUGGAUACAUUACAACAUUGGUUAAAAAUAGUUGCUGGUUCAUCCAAGCUUUCAGCCUGGCCUGCACAGUAAAAGGCUACCAAAUGCCUGAUGGUAAUUCACCCUGUACACUACCCAGUGGUGAAGCAGGCAUUAUUUGGGACAGCAUAUGUUUUGCCUUCCUCCUACUGCAAAGAAGAGUUUUCAUGAGCUAUUAUUUCCUCCAUGUCGUGGCUGAUAUAAAAGCUUCACAGAUCCUGGCAUCAAGAGGGGCUGAACUUUUCCAGGCCACAGUUGUAAAAGCUGUAAAGGCAAGAAUUGAGGAAGAGAAAAAGUCCAUGGAUCAGCUGAAGCGACAGAUGGAUCGUAUCAAAGCCAGACAACAGAAAUACAAAAAGGGUAAGGAGAGGAUGCUGAGCUUGACCCAGGAGUCAGGGGAAGGCCAGACCAUCCGAAAACUCUCUGAAGAAGAUGAUGAAAGAGAAGCAGACAAACAGAAAGCCAAGGGCAAAAAAAAGCAGUGGUGGCGGCCUUGGGUUGAUCAUGCUUCCAUGGUGAGGAGUGGAGAUUAUUAUUUGUUUGAAACCGAUAGUGAAGAGGAGGAAGAGGAAGAAUUAAAGAAGGAGGCUGAAGAACUCCCGCGAAGGUCGGCUUUCCAGAGAGCUAUUGGGAAGUUUGCAUCAGCCAUUUUAGCCUUGCCAAAGUCUAUCAUUAAACUUCCCAAAACUAUUCUUCAGUAUUUAAUCAGAGCUGCAAAGUUUGUUUAUCAAGCCUGGAUUACUGAUCCUAAAACAGCACUUCGUCAGAGACGCAAAGAGAAGAAAAGGUCUGCAGGAGAAGACCAGGAGCAAAAGCGGAAAGGAUUGGGGGAAGGUCACAUGGAAUGGGGUGACCGGGCAGAGGAACCCGUCAAAAAGAAAUCGGAUGGACCAGAUAAUAUCAUCAAGAGGAUAUUUAAUAUUUUGAAAUUUACCUGGGUCCUUUUUCUGGCAACAGUGGACAGUUUCACUACUUGGCUUAACUCCAUUUCAAGGGAACAUAUUGAUAUCUCUACAGUUCUGAGAAUUGAAAGAUGCAUGCUGACCAGAGAAAUUAAGAAGGGCAAUGUUCCAACUCGGGAGAGCAUCCACAUGUACUAUCAGAACCACAUGAUGAAUCUGUCCAGAGAGUCAGGGCUGGACACGAUUGAUGAGCAUCCUGGAGCUGCUCCGGGGGCACAGACAGCCCACAGGAUGGAUAGUUUAGAUUCACAUGACAGCAUCUCCAGCUGCUACACUGAAGCAACCAUGCUGUUCUCAAGGCAGUCUACCCUUGAUGACUUAGAUGGACCAGAAACUGUUCCUAAAACCAGUGAGCGUGCUCGGCCUAGGCUCCAUAAAAUGUGCAGCAUGGAUGUGUCCUCCUCAUCAGCUGACAGUGGCAGCUUAGCAUCAAGUGAGCCCACGCAGUGCACCAUGCUGUAUUCACGCCAGGGGACCACGGAGACCAUCGAGGAGGUCGAGGCUGAGCAGGAGGAGGAAGCAGGGAGCACAGCACCUGAGCCCCAGGAGGUGGCCGCUGAGUAUGAAGCCGAGUAUGAGGUGGGCGCCCUGGAUACUGUGGAGGCGGAUCUGACCCCUGAGGAAGAGUUGACACAGUUCUCCACUGUGGAUGGGGACGUGGAGGUGCCACCCUCCUACAGCAAGGCUGUCAGCUUCGAGCACCUGUCCUUGGAGUCCCAGGAGGACUACACAGGCCAGAACCACAUGGUGGUCAGCCCAGAUGACAGCCGCCCAGAUGACAGCUGCACGGACAAGCUGGAGUCGAGCAUCUUAGCUCCCCUGACACAUGAGCUGACAGCCAGCGAGCUGCUGUUGAACAAAAUGUUUCAUGACGAUGAACUUGAAGAAUCAGAGAAGUUCUACACGGAGCAGCCUCGGUUCCUGCUGCUUUUCUAUGCCAUGUACAACACUCUGGUGGCCCGCUCGGAGAUGGUGUGCUACUUUGUGAUCAUCCUCAACCACAUGGUGUCGGCCUCCGUGAUCACCCUGCUGCUGCCCAUCCUCAUCUUCCUCUGGGCUAUGCUUUCUGUGCCCAGGCCCAGCCGCAGGUUCUGGAUGAUGGCCAUUGUCUACACUGAGGUGGCAAUUGUAGUCAAGUAUUUCUUCCAAUUUGGAUUCUUUCCCUGGAAUAAGCAGUGGGAAUUGUACAAAGAUAAACCUUAUCACCCUGCAAAUAUCAUAGGAGUGGAAAAGAAGGAAGGUUAUGUUCUCUAUGACCUCAUUCAGCUCCUGGCUCUGUUCUUCCACCGGUCAAUUUUGAAGUGCCAUGGCUUAUGGGAUGAAGAUGACAUCGUUGAAAGUGACUCCGAAGGGGAAGACUCUGGUGAUGAUUUCGGCCUGAUCACCGGCAGAAGAGAUUCUUACAACUCCCUCAAGUCCAUCAAUCUGGCCACGUCCGUAGAGUCAGUGCACGUAACCUUCCCGGAGCAGCAGACGGCCAUCCGGAGGAAAUGCUCGGCCAACAGCUCCCAGAUAUCCCAGAGAUCCAGCUUUUCUUCAAAUAGAUCCAAAAGAGGCAGCACAAGCACUCGAAACAGCAGUCAAAAAGGAAGUAGUGUGCUGAGCAUUAAGCAAAAAAGCAAAAGGGAACUUUACACAGAAAAGCUUCAAGAACAAUUAAUCAAAGCAAAAGCAUUUACCAUUAAGAAGACUCUGAAAAUAUAUGUGCCCAUCAGGCAGUUCUUCUACAACCUCAUUCACCCAGAGUACAGCGCCGUGACUGAUGUGUAUGUGCUCAUGUUCCUGGCUGACACUGUGGACUUCAUCAUCAUUGUUUUUGGCUUUUGGGCCUUUGGGAAACACUCAGCAGCUGCAGAUAUCACCUCUUCACUGUCCGAAGACCAAGUCCCGGGGCCAUUUUUGGUGAUGGUUCUCAUUCAGUUCGGAACCAUGGUAGUGGAUCGAGCCCUCUACCUCAGGAAAACUGUACUGGGAAAGGUCGUUUUCCAGGUCAUUCUGGUGUUUGGAAUUCACUUCUGGAUGUUCUUCAUCUUACCUGGUGUGACUGAGAGGAAAUUCAGCCAGAACCUGGUUGCCCAGCUUUGGUACUUUGUGAAAUGUGUUUACUUCGGAUUGUCUGCCUACCAAAUCCGCUGUGGCUACCCAACACGGGUCCUUGGAAAUUUCCUCACGAAGAGCUACAAUUAUGUCAACCUCUUCUUAUUUCAAGGGUUCCGCCUCGUUCCGUUUUUGACUGAGCUGAGGGCAGUGAUGGACUGGGUGUGGACAGACACAACCUUGAGCCUCUCCAGCUGGAUCUGUGUGGAGGACAUCUAUGCCCACAUAUUCAUCCUCAAGUGUUGGCGGGAAUCAGAGAAGAGGUACCCUCAGCCCCGAGGCCAGAAGAAGAAGAAGGUGGUCAAGUACGGCAUGGGGGGCAUGAUCAUCGUGCUGCUCAUCUGCAUCGUCUGGUUCCCUCUCCUCUUCAUGUCUCUCAUCAAGUCUGUGGCCGGAGUCAUCAACCAGCCCCUGGACGUCUCCGUCACAAUCACCCUGGGAGGGUAUCAGCCAAUUUUCACAAUGAGUGCCCAACAAAGCCAGCUGAAAGUUAUGGACCAGCCCAAGUUCAAUAAGUUUAUACGAGAGUUUUCUAGGGACACCGGCGCUAUGCAAUUUCUGGAAAACUAUGAAAAAGAAGACAUAACAGUAGCAGAGCUAGAAGGAAACUCAAACUCCUUGUGGACCAUCAGCCCUCCCAGUAAGCAGAAAAUGAUACACGAACUCAUGGACUCCAAUAGUAGCUUCUCUGUUGUUUUUUCAUGGAGUAUUCAGAGAAACAUAAGUCUGGGUGCAAAAUCAGAAAUAGCAACAGAUAAGCUUUCUUUUCCUCUUAAAAAUAUUACACGAGAGAGUAUCGCUAAAAUGAUAGCUGGCAACAACACAGAAAGUUCAAAAACGCCAGUGACAAUAGAAAAGAUUUAUCCAUACUACGUGAAAGCACCUAGCGACUCUAACUCAAAACCCAUAAAGCAGCUUCUGGCCGAAAAUAAUUUCAUGGAUAUCACCAUCAUUUUGUCCAGAGACAAUGCAACUAAAUCUAAUAGUGAGUGGUGGGUUCUCAACCUGACUGGAAAUAGACUAUACAAUCAGCACUCGCAGGCCUUGGAACUUGUGGUCUUCAAUGAUAAAGUUAGCCCUCCCAGUCUGGGGUUCCUGGCUGGCUAUGGUAUCAUGGGACUAUAUGCUUCAGUUGUCCUCGUGAUUGGAAAAUUUGUCCGUGAAUUCUUCAGUGGAAUUUCUCACUCCAUCAUGUUUGAAGAACUUCCAAAUGUGGAUCGAAUUUUGAAGUUGUGCACAGAUAUAUUUUUAGUUCGAGAGACAGGAGAACUGGAGCUAGAAGAAGAUCUCUAUGCCAAAUUGAUAUUCCUGUACCGUUCACCAGAAACAAUGAUCAAGUGGACUAGGGAAAAAACAAAUUGAAACCCAAGGACACAGACCGCAAGUAAAGUGAACCUUUGAAUUUUUUUUUAAAAAAAGCACAAUAUUCUCAUAAGAGCUAAGCAUUUCUAGUUCAGUGGAAAUGGUUUCUCUUCUGACAGGUGGCCGAAAGGACCUGACGUCCUUUUGCUGUAAAAGCUACCUUGUAAGUUAGGGGACCGUUGAAGACAUCAUUUGUAAUUCCAGUUCUCUCAAUCAGGGCUACUUGCUUUAUGUUUUAGUCAGCAGUGUCUUGCAUUCUGAUUGACUAUGUGAGGAAUCAUUCUUGGGUCCUCUCCCUCAGAAAAAUAGAAGAGAAGACAGAAGGACAGAAGCCUGCGUUUUACUGUGUAGGGAUGGUGCCCUUCCAGGGAGAUGCUGUAACAGAUCUCCCACAGCGCUGGGAUGGCCACUGUGGGGAGAUGGGAUGAGCCUGCAGCACACUCAAAAUAUGCAGUAGCAAUAGGAGGCCAGCAGCUCCUACGCAUGUCCCUGGGAGGACCAGAGAAAGGGAACCAAGGACUCACGAAGACGCCAGUGGAAAGAUAAGCCUCAUUCUAAGCAAAAAGAUAACAUUAGUGACACUCUUACUGCCUUAUCUAAACGGAAGACUAAUAACAAAUCUUUCCUAAAAACACCAGUGACUUCUCAGGAAAAAAAGAAAAAAAGCAACAAAACAAAUGACGAGGACAGCUGCUUAUUGUGGUCCAGUCGUGACUGGCCUCCUGGAAGGUUGCUGUCAUGGAAACGUACAUGAGUCAGGAAGAUUUUUAAAAAGGACAACUCAGAUGGAUUUGGAAUUCUCUGACUUUGUAACUCUUUAAUAACUGAGGUCAGGAACUCUCUUCGGCCUUUUUCCCCAUCUCCUGUUUCCAUGAUUUAAGGCAAUGGUUUUUCCAAUAUGUGACAUUUUCCUUCCUGUUUUUCAGGUAUAUCAAAGAGUUUACAUAUUCUGAUUCACAUUUUUACAUCUGAGACAGUUUUUUUUAAGUUCAUAAUUAUGGAAGAAAUACGUAUAUUGAGCUUGGAAAAUAAAAAUGGCCUUUUCUUAAAUUAUUAUCAUUGGUAAUACAACCUCUUCAUUAAAUAACAAUAUAGCAUGAAAAAUUUAUGAUUGAAAUGUAGUUUUCAUUCCAUAUUAAAAUACAGUUUCUGAGAAAAAUCAUUGAAUGGUCUAGAAUAUGUAAAAAAAAAUUGACCCUGUGUAGUUUGGGUUCAGAGAUGAAUUAAAAUAAAGCACUUCUUGCAAAGUUAUUUUGAGAAUAUGCCUCAUUCUGCCUUUUUGCAUAGAAUAGGAAAAGUGGUAGGGGCGGCACCUGUAGCUCAAAGGAGUAGUUAAAAUAGUUAAAUAAAUACAAAAUUAAAAAAGUGAUAGUUUUCAGUACAAACAGAAAAAUCAAGUGAGGUAAGAAUCUACUUGUCGCUGGUUUUGUUUUAUUUUCUCUUGUAGAUGAUCAUAUGAAUAACAUUACGCAAGAAAAGCAACUGGUAACAUUGAUUUCCAAAGAGGAAACUCUAAUAGUGAAUAUGAAACUUUAAAACAAACAGCAGCGUUUUCUAGAGCUGUGGUCUCAACCCCCACCCCAGCCAUGGACUGGUAGCAGUUUGGGGGGAGGAGGCUCCAUCUGUAUUCACAGUCACCCCCAUUGUUCAUCAUCUCCUGAGCUCCACAUCCCGUCAGAUCCCCCCACACCCUGGUCCGCCCAAAAAUUGUCUUCUAUGAAACCAGUUCCCUGGUGCUAAAAGGGUUGGGGACCAGUGCUCUAGAGUAAUUAGUGUAUUUGUCCUUACACUGUGAACUCAGUAUGCAUGCACCCCGCUGAGAUAAAUGGCUUCUGUCACAAUAACAAUA
Nycticebus coucang (slow loris) is the source of this 10444-nucleotide messenger RNA. It is a transcript of the gene PIEZO2, whose product is annotated as piezo type mechanosensitive ion channel component 2. Gene Ontology annotation, biological process: cellular response to mechanical stimulus; detection of mechanical stimulus; regulation of membrane potential. Gene Ontology annotation, molecular function: monoatomic cation channel activity; mechanosensitive monoatomic ion channel activity. The coding region runs from base 1 to 8595 and encodes 2864 amino acids. Gene Ontology annotation, cellular component: plasma membrane. The record is from RefSeq and is a predicted model, not a curated record. Lineage: Eukaryota; Metazoa; Chordata; Mammalia; Primates; Lorisidae. The transcript has 56 exons.